Messenger RNA from Erythranthe guttata (spotted monkey flower), 2179 nucleotides. Its product is annotated as calcium-dependent protein kinase 10. Gene Ontology annotation, molecular function: calcium ion binding; ATP binding; protein kinase activity. NCBI's taxonomy places the organism in Eukaryota, Viridiplantae, Streptophyta, Magnoliopsida, Lamiales, Phrymaceae. The record is from RefSeq and is a predicted model, not a curated record. Gene Ontology annotation, biological process: protein phosphorylation.
CAAGUAGAAAUUAAUCAAUUAAACAAAGAAAAAAAAAAGUAUUGAUAAAUAAAUAAUUAAAGAAACGACAUUUAUUUUUUCAAAUACCAAAUAGUCUUUCCAUAUUGACCCCGCCUUCUCCAAUUUUCAGAACUCCCAACAUGCUUUUUUCCUCCGCCACCAACCACCACCGCCACCGCCACUGACGGCGGCGCAACUAAGCCCCUCCACUUAGAAUUUCUCGUGACGAACACCAUUUUCACACCAUGGGAAACUGCAACGUCUGCUUUAGACCUUCGGAAAGCGAGCCGUCAACUCCCAUACGACAACAACCACCACCCAGAAAAAAACCGCCGCCGCGCGAGCGCUACCCAAACCCUUACGGCAACUCGCCCACCCCGAUCCGCGUGCUGAAGGACUUCUUCCCCAGGACCAGAAUCUCCGACAAGUACAUCCUCGGCCGGGAGCUCGGCCGCGGCGAGUUCGGGGUGACCUACCUCUGCACGGACCGCGAGACGCGCGAGGCGCUCGCGUGCAAGUCAAUCUCGAAGAAGAAGCUGCGCACGGCGAUCGACAUCGAGGACGUCCGCCGCGAGGUCGCCAUCAUGUCCAGCCUGCCGGACCACCCCAGCGUCGUGAAGCUACGCGCCACCUACGAGGACAACGAGGCCGUCCACCUGGUCAUGGAGCUCUGCGAGGGCGGCGAGCUCUUCGACAGGAUAGUGGCGCGUGGCCACUACAGCGAGAGGGCGGCCGCCGGCGUCGCCAGGACCGUCGCCGAGGUGGUGAGGAUGUGCCACCACCACGGCGUUAUGCAUCGGGAUUUGAAGCCGGAGAACUUCUUAUUCGCUAAUAAGAAGGAGAGCUCUGCUCUCAAAGUCAUCGAUUUUGGCCUCUCUGUAUUUUUCAAGCCUGGGGAAAAAUUCUCUGAGAUUGUGGGAAGCCCAUACUAUAUGGCACCAGAGGUACUGAAGAGAAAUUACGGACCCGAAGUCGAUAUCUGGAGUGCCGGCGUAAUCCUCUACAUCUUAUUGUGCGGUGUUCCCCCCUUUUGGGCAGAAACGGAGCAAGGCGUUGCACUAGCAAUAUUAAGAGGAUCGAUCGAUUUCAAGAGGGAGCCGUGGCCUCAAGUUUCGGAAAGUGCGAAAAGUCUCGUUCGGCAAAUGUUGGAUACGGACCCGAAAAAGCGUUUGACAGCCCAACAAGUUCUUGAUCACCCGUGGAUACAACAUGCAAAGAAGGCUUCAAAUGUUCCACUAGGCGACGUUGUCAGGGCAAGGCUCAAGCAGUUUUCCGGCAUGAAUAAAUUCAAGAAGAAAGCAUUGCGAGUUAUAGCGGAACAUUUAUCGGUUGAAGAGGUCGAGGUAAUGAGAGACAUGUUUGCUUUGAUGGAUACUGAUAAUGACGGGAAGGUAACAUACGAAGAACUUAAAACUGGUCUUCGGAAAGUCGGUUCCCAGCUGGCUGAGCCCGAGAUUAAGUUGCUGAUGGAUGUGGCUGAUGUUGAUGGAAACGGAGUGUUGGACUAUGGGGAGUUUGUUGCAGUUACAAUACACUUGCAAAGGAUGGAGAACGACGAGCAUUUCCGGAGAGCGUUUAUGUUCUUCGACAAAGACGGGAGUGGAUAUAUCGAACUCGACGAACUAAGAGAGGCUUUAGUAGACGAAUCUGGCGAAACUGAUGUUGAUGUAAUAAACAACAUCGUGCGAGAGGUCGACACAGACAAGGAUGGUCGAAUUAGUUUCGAUGAAUUUGUUGGGAUGAUGAAAACUGGAACGGACUGGAGAAAGGCGUCGAGGCAAUAUUCAAGAGAGAGGUUCAAGAGUUUGAGCCUCAAUCUAAUGAAAGAUGGCUCUCUUCAGCUACACGAUGGCUUCACCGACGAAGCUUCUGAGUUUGCGGUAUUCUUGGUUCACAUUCGUGGGAUUUAUUGGCUGUUUUCGAACAACAAAGGAAUGGGAUUUUCGGGAUGAUGGUUGGUAUAUGAAAAGUUUUUAUUUUUAUUUUUUGUUCAUAGGAUAUUCAAUAGGUGUAGCUUUUUUUUCUUCAUGUUUUGUGUUUGCAUCCUCUUGUAUAUUUUUUUUUUUUUUUGGUGGUAACUAUAUAUACUUUAUUGUUUUUGUUAUGUAAAUUUGCCUUCUUAACCCAUAAUGGAUGUCAAAGUUGAAUUUGUUGAUUGGAAGUGUGAUUCUCUUGAAAU